AGCCUACUUCCGGGCGGGGAGCUGCGUGUGCCUGUGCGAUCGUAGUUUGCCCAGUUUCCGGCGAGGUGAACACGGAAGUGCGGGAACUGAGGCUUUCCAGCUGCUCGGAUUGUGGCCCGGCGACUGGUGCAAGAUGGAAAGGGGCGCGGCGGCGGCGGGAGAUGGUCGGAAUGGUCCCUGGGAGCGGCGAGGCUUGGGUGAAGCCGAGAGGCAGCAGCAGAACCAAGUGCGGGCUCAUUCCGGGGCAAACCAGUUUCCAAAGCAGUCCUACUGGUUGGAUCUCUGGCUCUUCAUCCUCUUCGACCUAGUGGUGUUUUUCUUCAUGUAUUUUUUGCCAUGAAUGGUUUGCCUGAUAUCUAAAUUAAGAAUUUCGGCUCCUGGAGUGGAUUCUGAAAAUGACUACAAACUUCUUGAACAAAGAAGAUAGGAUUGUGCACCAGAAGAAUUUCAAACUCUAAGGGACCUCUCUUUCAUUCUACACAUUCUGUUACUCUCUAGGACUAUAUCCAAUGGGUAAUGAUCUCACUCGUAGCUAAGUUCUUAAAACUUAUUAUUCAAAAGCAAGGGAAGGAUUUUGAAAAAAGGAGUUAGAAGCUGUACAGAAAACACAGGCCCACGACAUAUUGGCUGUUAAGACUCAGUUUAAUUUUUAGAUUAAGUGGACCUCUGUUAUGGUUGUCAGAUUGAUACAAUUUUAGAGAAAUUAUAUAUCCACUAAUGGAAGGCUAGGAUGUAUGUCCUCCUACCUGAUUGCUUCCCCUCACUUCCUUUUUAAGCUCUUGAACCCCCUAAAACAGGACUGUGUGUUUCAAACCUGUUUUUUAUUAUUGUCAAUGCAUUGAGAACGUUUGUGCCCAAAACAUAAGUUUUUUAAGUGUCUGUAACUUAAAUACUUCAGCAAAGUCAGCAUAUUUACUCAUUCAGCAAAUAUUUGAGCACUUACUGUGGGCCAGGAACAGCAGAGAACAAAACAGGCAGAAAGUCUUGCCUUAAUUAAGUAUGUUAACAAGAAUUUACAUUCUAGGGGUGAUCAGCUAGUAUUUAAUGUGAAAGAUUCACACUCCCCAAGCAGCUACUAUAAGCCCUUCAGAAGCUAUUCCUGUUACCCAACAGAUGUUAGAAAUGGGCUCUUGUCUUUGAAAUUUGUGACAUUUUAUAUAUUGGAAUUGCCUAAAUAUUUCAGGGCUAUUCCCCUCCCUUAGAAACAGAGCAUAGAUCUGGUAAACUCUACAUCCUCUACUUUUUAGAAUGGCAUUUAGGGUUGGUGUGAAAUCCAAAAUUGAUUUUGGAGGAUUUUAGCCUAAUGCGGUCUGUAAGCUUAACAGUUGUGCCUUCAGAGUACUGUUGAGUCUGCCUGAAGGGAACUUUAUACAAAGGUUGAAGCAUCUAGAGAAACAGAACUGAAUUUUAUUGAGGAUACCGGAUUGUUUCUGUGCUGCUUGCUAAUAAUUUUGUCCAAUAAAUGUUUAUUGGACAGGUGAA
Camelus dromedarius (Arabian camel) is the source of this 1482-nucleotide messenger RNA. RefSeq names its product chromosome 1 C4orf3 homolog (gene ARLN). Bases 134 to 340 code for a protein of 68 amino acids. NCBI's taxonomy places the organism in Eukaryota, Metazoa, Chordata, Mammalia, Artiodactyla, Camelidae. The transcript is spliced from 2 exons. The record is from RefSeq and is a predicted model, not a curated record.